Messenger RNA from Hemicordylus capensis (graceful crag lizard), 8228 nucleotides. RefSeq names its product protocadherin gamma-B5-like. The transcript has 5 exons. Gene Ontology annotation, molecular function: calcium ion binding. The record is from RefSeq and is a predicted model, not a curated record. The coding region runs from base 185 to 5449 and encodes 1754 amino acids. Gene Ontology annotation, cellular component: plasma membrane. NCBI's taxonomy places the organism in Eukaryota, Metazoa, Chordata, Lepidosauria, Squamata, Cordylidae. Gene Ontology annotation, biological process: homophilic cell-cell adhesion.
UCUGGGAACAGCAAACAUAAAGACACACAAGCACUUUUGCUGAGAAAAGAGAAAAACUGCAAUACAGACACAUUUCACAGAAAUCAGUGAUAUUGUUUAUGCUCCCUACUUGUGUAUUUCUGUCCUGAUGAGGAUUUGAAACCAUUCUGUGGCCGUAACAAGCAAGAAAAAAGCUGCAAGCAAGAUGGACCACCAGCACACAGAAGAAAGCAGAUCGUUAAAAGGGCAAGUACCUCUCCUCUUAUUAUUCUCUUUGUUCUGCCAAACUGCCUCAGAGCACAUUCGUUACUCUAUCCCAGAGGAAAUGGAAAAGGGAUCCAUUGUGGGGAAUCUUGCCAAAGAUUUAAGACUGACCACUGGAGAAAUAGCAAAGCAAAAUCUACAUAUACUUUCUCUAGGCAAGAAGCAAUAUUUCACUCUCAGUGCAGAAGAUGGGCAGCUACAUGUGAAUGACAGAAUAGAUAGAGAAGAGAUCUGUGGGGAAACUGCACUCUGCCAAAUCAGUUUUGAAGCUGUUGCAGAAAUCCCAAUGAACAUUCUCCAUAUAACUGUAGAGAUCCAGGACAUUAAUGAUAAUGCACCACAUUUCUUAAAUGGGGACAUCAAGCUAGAGAUAAUUGAAUCCUCUUUGCCAGGAACCACGUUUCUCCUUGAGCAAGCUGAAGAUCCUGACAUUGGGGUUAACUCUCUCCAGGACUACCAGCUUAGUGAAAAUCAGUAUUUUGUUCUUGAUGUUAAAGAGAGUGAAGAUGGAAGCAAAUAUGCAGAAUUAGUACUGAAUAAACAGUUAGAUCGGGAAAGUGAAAAUAGCUUCCACUUAAUCCUUAUGGCUGUGGAUGGAGGGAAACCUGCCAAAACAGGAACAGCCAAAAUAUGGAUAAAUGUCAUUGAUGCCAAUGAUAACCCACCAGUCUUCACUCAAAAAAUAUACAAGGUUAAUGUGAAAGAGAAUGCACCAAAAGGCUCCUCAGUGGUACAAGUGAAAGCCACAGACAGAGAUGAAGGUUCCAAUGGGAAGAUCAACUACAGUUUUAACAAUAUUGCUGAAAGCGCUCACCAGAAAUUCUCCUUGGAUCCACAGAAUGGCAUAAUUACUGUUAAGAACGUUUUUGACUUUGAGGAAACGGAGAAAUAUGUGGUCACUAUAGAAGCAAGAGAUGGAGGAGGAUUAAUGGCACACUGUAAAGUUGAAAUAAAGGUGACAGAUGAGAAUGAUAAUGCCCCAGAGGUGAUGCUUGCCUCCUUCUCUAACCAAAUAUCUGAAGAUUCUGCAAUGGAAACCCUGGUAGCUCUUAUCAGCAUAAAUGAUAAAGAUUCUGGAGAUAAUGGGGAAAUUAUUUGCCAUUUAAACAACAAUUUCCCAUUCAAAAUAUCACCAACAUCUAAUAAUUAUUACAAACUGCUUACAGAUGGGCCCCUGGACAGAGAAAACACUCCAGAGUACAAUAUCACAAUCACGGCAACUGACAAAGGGACUCCCCCUCUUUCCACUCACAAAACCAUCUCAAUACAGAUCUCAGAUAUCAAUGAUAACCCUCCUGCCUUUGAGAAAUCCUCCUACACUGCCUACGUGACAGAGAACAAUCCUUCGGGUGCCUCCAUUUUCCAUGUCCAAGCCUUGGACCUGGAUCUGGACCGCAAUGCUCGAAUCACUUACUCCAUCCUCCACAGCAACAUUGAGGACCUUCCCAUCUCUUCAUAUAUCUCCAUUAAUUCAGAGACGGGCACUCUGUAUGCCCAGCGAUCCUUUGACUAUGAGCAAUUCAGGGAGUUUCAGCUUCAAGUGAGGGCCCAAGAUGGAGGCUCUGCCCCGCUCAGCAGCAUGGCUGUAGUGGAAGUCUUUAUUCUGGACCAGAAUGACAACAGCCCUCAAAUCCUUUACCCUUCUCAAGGAGCAGAGGGCUCUGCCUUGUUUGAGAUGGUGCCUCGCUCAGCCGAAGAGGGCUAUCUGGUGACCAAGGUGGUGGCGGUGGAUGCUGACUCCGGACACAAUGCCUGGCUCUCUUACCAUCUGCUGCAGGCCACAGAGCCAGGGCUCUUCGCCAUUGGGGCCCAUACAGGGGAGAUCAGGACGUCACGGCCCUUUUCGGAAAGAGAUGCUGCAAAGCAGAGGCUAGUGAUCUUAGUGAAGGAUGGUGGGCAGCCUCCACUAUCUGCAACUGCCAAUCUCAACCUGGUGUUUGCUGAGAACUUUCAGGAGGCACUUCCGGAAAUGAAAAACCAAUCGAGCGACUCAGAGUAUCAAUCUGAUCUACAGUUUUACUUGGUGCUGGCCUUAGCUUUGAUCUCAUUUUUAUUCCUCUUGACUGUCAUUCUGGCUAUUAUGAUGAAGCUUCGGAGGUCUGGGAAUCCCAAAUUCCUGCAGUGCUUUGCUCCUGUUCCCCAUUCCAACAAUGCGGUGAUAUUCCCACCCAAUUAUGAAGAAGCGACAUUGCCGUAUUCCUACCAGCUCUGCCUGUCAUCUGAAUCCAGGAUACAUGAAAUUGCCUUUCCUACACCCAGCGUUCACACAGCAGAGAAUAUUUUUAAUAAAUCUGAUGUACCUCUGAUAGCCAAUGGGGGAAAUAUAAUACAUUCUGAUGUGGAGAAUUUUGACAAGGAAGCAGCUAAUCUGUCAGAAAAACAGAUGGAAAGAAGGCAUGAAAACAAUGGCAGGGCAAUCAGAAGGCAAGUAGUGCUUCACUUUCUAAUGACUUUCUCCUGCUGGGCUGCUUCAGAGCAGAUUCAUUAUUCAGUCUUUGAGGAGAUGGAAAAGGGUAUGGUUGUGGGGAAUCUUGCCAGAGAUUUGGGUUUGAAUGCCAGAGAACUAGCAAAACGUAAUCUGCAUGCUGUCUCAGCAGAUGAAAUGAAAUAUUUCACUAUCAGUGCAGAGAAUGGAAAUCUCUAUGUAAAUGGAAGGAUAGACCGGGAAGGAAUAUGUGGCAAAAAUCCACUUUGCUCAGUUAAUAUUGAAGCUGUGGCAGAAAACCCUCUGAAUGUUUUCCACAUAACUGUGGCAAUCCAAGACAUUAAUGAUAAUGCUCCACAGUUUACAAAUGAAAAUAUCCAGCUGGAAAUCAUUGAAUCUAGUUUACCAGGCACUAGGUAUCUCCUUGGGAAAGCUGAAGAUCCUGAUAUUGGAGUGAAUACACUCCAGACAUACCAGCUUACCGCCAGUCAGUACUUCACUUUGGAAGUUAGAGAGAGAAAAGAUGGAAACAAACAUGCAGAACUGCUACUGCAGAAACCAUUAGAUCGGGAAAGUGAAUAUUCUCUUCACUUGAUCCUUACCGCUCUGGAUGGGGGUGAACCUAGAAAAUCUGGAACUGCUCACAUAUGGAUUAAUGUCACUGAUGCCAAUGACAACCCACCCAUUUUCACUCAAGAGGUCUACAAGGUCAGUUUGCAAGAAAAUGCUCCUGCUGGGUCCCUUGUACUUCAUGUUGUGGCCUCUGAUAAUGAUGAUGGUACAAAUGCCCAGAUCAGGUAUCAUUUCAGCAACAUACCAGCGAAUUCCCAGCAGAAAUUUAGGCUGGAUCCAACCAGUGGCACAAUCACUCUUAGAGAGCCAUUGGACUUUGAAGACACUGAUGAAUAUACCAUGACAGUUUCAGCAAAAGAUGGAGGUGGAUUAGAGACCCACUGCAACAUUGAGAUAACAGUACUUGAUGAGAAUGACAACUCCCCAGAAGUGAUUUUAGCUUCUGUGUUUAGCCCAGUUGCUGAAGAUUCCCCAGCUGGAACGGUUAUUGCACUGAUCAAUGUAAAAGACAAAGAUACUGGAGAUAACGGAAAGCUUGCUUGCUAUAUACCAAAUCAUUUGCCCUUCAGGAUUCUUCCCUCAUCUAACAAUUACUACAAGCUGCAGACAGACAGCACUCUGGACAGAGAAAAAACUCCUGCAUAUAACAUCACAAUCACAGCUGUGGAUAAAGGGAAUCCACCUCUCUCAACACACAAAACCAUCUCACUACAUAUCUCUGACAUAAAUGACAAUUCCCCUGCUUUUGAUAAAUCUUCUUACAGCAUCUAUGUGCCAGAAAACAACCCUUCUGGUGCCUCAAUUUUCAGUGUCAAAGCUUCUGAUUUGGAUGUGGACCAAAAUGCAAGGAUCACAUACUCCAUCCUCCACAGCAACAUUGAGGAACUUCCCAUCUCUUCCUAUAUCUCCAUUAACUCUGAGACUGGUGCUAUCUAUGCCCAGCGAUCAUUUGACUAUGAACAAUUCAGAGAGUUUCAGCUUCAAGUGAAGGCCCAAGAUGGGGGGUCUCCCCCUCUCAGUAGCAACAUCACUAUGAGGGUGUUUAUUCUAGAUCGGAAUGAUAACAGCCCUCGGAUCCUGUCCCCUUUACAAGAAGCCAAGGGAUCAGCUUUGUUCGAGAUGGUGCCUCGUUCAGCCGAAGCAGGUUAUCUAGUAACAAAGGUGGUGGCAGUGGAUGCAGAUUCUGGACACAAUGCCUGGCUCUCCUACCAUCUGAUUCAAGCCACUGAGCCAGAACUCUUCUCUGUUGGAUCUCAUACUGGGGAGAUCAGGACAGCAAGAGCUUUUGUGGAAAAAGAUGCUGUGAAACAGAAACUAGUCAUUGUGGUGAAGGAUAAUGGGCAGCCUCCUCUCUCAGCCACAGUUACCCUGAACCUGGUGUUUGCUGAGAACUUUCAGGAGGCCCUUCCGGAAAUGAAAAACCAAUCCAGUGACUCCGAAUAUCAAUCUGAUCUACAGUUCUACUUGGUUCUGGCCUUAGCUCUGAUCUCAUUCUUAUUCCUUCUGACUGUGAUUCUGACUGUUACAAUGAAGCUUCAACAAUCAGGGAACCCCAAAUUCCUCCAAUGCUUUGGUCCUGUUCCUCAUGCCAAAGCUGGUGCCAUAUUUCCACCCAAUUUUGAAGAUGGGACUUUGCCUUAUUCCUACCAGCUUUGUCUCUCCUCAGAAUCAAGGAAGAAUGAGUUUACCUUUCUGACACCCAAUAUACAAAUUGCAGACAAUGUUUAUAGUGAUGACAAGUCUGGUGUGGCUUUAGCAGAAAAUGGAGGAAACAAUUUACAUUCAGAGACGGUGGAUAUAGAUAAGCAAGCACAACCUAACACAGACUGGCGCUUCUCUCAGGCUCAGAGACCAGGAACUAGUGGAUCUCAGAAUGGAGAUGAAAAUGGAACUUGGCCAAACAACCAGUUUGAUACAGAAAUGCUUCAAGCCAUGAUUCUGGCCUCAGCAAAUGAAGCCGCUGCUGCUGCCGCCGCCAAUCCUGAUGGAAAUUCUACUCUGGGAGGAGGAGCAGCGGCGGGCACCAUGGGCCUCAGCACCAGGUAUGGCCCCCAAUUCACCCUACAGCAUGUUCCUGACUACAGACAGAAUGUGUACAUCCCUGGGAGCACAGCCACUCUCUCAAAUUCCUCAGGCAAACGUGAUGGGAAACCAGCAGCUUCUGGAGGUGGAAACAAAAAGAAGUCUGGAAAGAAAGAGAAGAAGUAGGAUCCACAGGAUGACACCACUGCCAUCUUAGCUCUAAAGGGCAGACCCUUCCAGCACUCCCCUAAUUCAUAGCCUAGGAUGGAGGAUGAAUGUGAAUGUGUGGGUUAACAAGCAUUUUUUUAAAAAGUAAGGAAUAUUGCGAAUGUACAUUGUUGUUGACAUCAUUAGAACUAACAGUAGGUCUCCUACUGUUGGUCCUCAUGAUAUAGAAGUUUCUGGAAAUAAAAAGCCCUGUGGAUAAUUAUGAAUAUAGCGUAUACUCUUAUGAGGUAAUCUAAUAUGCAACGGUAUCAGAUCUUUGAAACAUUUUCUCUACAAUUGAUUUGUUUCAGAGUGAUCUGAAAAACCUAUACGGCUUAGGGUGGGCUCUGUCCAUUGUAAAUAAUUCUUCUACAUGGGGAUUUUAUUUAUGUAUUUUUUCCAUUUAAGAACAUCCUUACUGUUCCGGAUUUUGAUGAUUGAUUUCUUUCUCCCCAAGAAUUAUCUGACUUGGGAUCCUUGUUAUGAAAUUAAUAGGGAGUGCUUUAGUUCCUGCUUUAGCUAUUGUUGUGUUGGGUUUUUUUAAAGGAAAAAAAAAAUGUUUAUCCUGCAUUAUUACAAGGGAAUGAGAUUCAGUUGCAUUGUGGACAUUUAUCUUUUUAAAAAGGUUUAACCAAUGAUGGCCUGAAAAAUAAAACUGAAAUCAUGAUAUGCCUGAGAGGCAGGGCACACAAACACACGGCAGUGGGAAGCCUUCCAAGGGCAGAGAGCGCCAUCAACAUUUGUAAGAUGGAUAAACUGCCCUUAUUGACUGAUGACAGAGGCCUCUAAAGAGACAGACAGCCCAUCUCAUCUACACUUUGGUCAUAACUAUUUAUGUGUAUAGUAAAUGUUUUCUGGAAUAAGUCAAGGAAAGUUGAAGUCACCUGCUUGUGAACUUAGUGAGCAGCUGCUCCUAUAAGCACUGAAAUAGCUCUAUUGGUUCCACAGCCAGAUGACUUUGGUCAGUGAAUGGGCUCUUGUGGCCUUGUAGAGAAUUUUUUUAAAAAAGGAAUGCCUCACAUUUUUCUGUGCAUCAAGCUGCAUGCAAAACACUCACCUCACAUCUACAGUAGGACAGCCAACUCCAUCCAAGCUAGAGUAGAGAAGUCAUUGCAUGCCAUAAGCAGCAUGAUGUAAAUAUGCUGUUAAGCGCCCAUGUCCCAGUGCAACCUGAGCAUUGUCUGUGUGUGAGUAGAGUUCAGUAACAAGAUGCAUUGCCCUGGGUCAGAGCAGUGACAAUAUCUGCAUAUUCUGUAUGCCAGUGCAGCACAGCCAAGAAAUAUCCCUGGUUCACUGGCCUUCACAAAUUAAUGUUAAGUAAACAGUUGGUUUGAGAAAACUAAGGGACCAGGCACAGAUCAGAGAUGCUGGAAUUAGAGCUGGACAAAGAUUGCUUACUGCCAAGCCACUGACCUUGUUGCUGAGGUCAAGUUCUGAAAGUUACAGAAGUGACUAAGUGGUGGAUUUCUGGUGCACCGAAGGUUGUUGAGACCUCUGCCACCACCCCUGCCUGGAUGAGGUUCUGAAUCUACGAAAUUGGGGUGGGGGCACGGGAGCGCACAGACCUCUUUGCUGUGUUGUUGAAGCUACUUGUUUUAAUUUUUAAACCAUAUUUAAUCAGCUAGGACUCGCAGGAAGUAUGGCUUUCCCACUAAGUGCUAUUCAGUAGCUUAUGUUCCUGUCUCUUUGAACACUCAAGGACAGCACGGACAGGAAGGGGGCUGUAGUGUGCUCUUGGCACUCCUGGUUAGCAUGGGGCCUUGCCUGUCUAGACACACUGAGGGGUCCCUUCACUUUCAGCAAGUUUCCUGUAUCACAGUAGCUGAACCACGGAGGCAGAAAGGCAGCAUAUUUCUAACAUGGAGGGGUAACUACAGCCCACUUUCAUUUUUCUAAAACCUCUAAUAAGCAGCUUGUCUGAGAUGGUCCAGCCUUCUCUGAACAGCUCAGGUUAAACUUCUGACAACUGUCCAAAAUGUUACAGCCUAGUCUUAUUGGCUGUGUAGUAUUCACUGCUAGAGCAUUGUGUGCACUAACGAUCUGCCUCCCCAUGUCUAGAAAGGCAGGACCUGUCCUGUCUUUGAGAAGAAACUGUGUUUUUUGUACUGAUCCCAGUCACCCACCCACCCCUCUUUGUUUGGUGACUGCACUAGAAACAGUUUACAUAGUUAGUGAUGCAGAGCACCACCAGGUGGGAAGUUCUCCUAAGGAAUCCCCAUUGAAAUGAAUGGGAGUAGCACAAGAGCACAGUAGUGCAAAUGUGCAUCAACACCUAUUUGUUUCAAUGGGACUUGCACAUGAGAACUUCCACUGGGUUGUGCCUAAAGGCUUAUUAUGAAUUGAGGUAGUUAUUAUGUGACCCUUUUCAAAGUACUGUAGAUGAAUCUUAGUCAUUCUCUUUUUCCUUUGAUUGCUGAUUAGCAAUCUGAUACUAGCGUGAUAGUGCUGCAAACCUAGUGAUGUGUUAAGCUUUCUUUUUUUAAUCUUAGUAAUUGAGUUGUGGACAUCAGUAUUUUUUUAUUCCUUUGUAUCUUCUUUAUGUGUGCUCUUUGUGCUCUUAAAUGUAUGUGAAUUGAAACACACUUAUUUGUCCUUUCAAUGUGUCUAAUAUUGAACUAUACUUAUAUAUUAUAUAUAUGCUUAUAUCCUUCUUAUAUCCAUAUAGACUGACGUCAAUGUGUUACACGCAAGUUUUAUACUCUAAUAUUUAUAUUGCUCUUUUUUCUUUGGGGAAAAAAAUAAAAUCUUUUCUUCUGAA